This is a messenger RNA of Salvelinus fontinalis (brook trout), 4983 nucleotides long. Its product is annotated as interleukin-6 receptor subunit beta-like. Gene Ontology annotation, biological process: cytokine-mediated signaling pathway. Gene Ontology annotation, molecular function: cytokine receptor activity; protein binding. Gene Ontology annotation, cellular component: membrane; external side of plasma membrane. The record is from RefSeq and is a predicted model, not a curated record. Bases 193 to 2934 code for a protein of 913 amino acids. Lineage: Eukaryota; Metazoa; Chordata; Actinopteri; Salmoniformes; Salmonidae. The transcript is spliced from 16 exons.
GCGCUGCUACCCGAAGUAUUAUAACGCGUGAUGGUUAUGCAAUGUACUGCUGGUAGUGGCGACAGUAAAGUAAGGUAGCCCCAGAAGAGGUAUCUUUUAGCUAAAAUAUGUUACAUCUACAUACUUUUAUGUAGCUAAGUAAGCGUUACAAAAAAAGGUGGAACCAAACAAGAAAAGUACAUAAAAGGCAUCAUGGACCAGUCAUCAUACCGUUUGCUGCAGAUCCUGUCGUUAGCAUGUCUGGCCUGUAGGCUCACUUCUAGUUCUUUCACAAACUACGGAACAAUAAUCCCACAAUCUCCAACAGUGGAAAUUGGGAAGGAAUUCACCGCUACCUGUGUAGUCUAUGGAGCUGCUAAAGCCACAGCGGACGACAUCUACUGGACGAGUGGUGGCGUCACAGUGCCCAAAGAGCAAUACACCAAGAUAAACGACUCAGCUGUUAACGUAACCAUUCCUAUCACCAAGGAAACUGGAAAAUGGUUACUUUGUAAAAAGAAUGAAUCUCCCUCAUUCUUUAACGAAAGUACAACAAUCCAUGGGAUUCAAUUGACCAAAGGGUAUCCUCCUGAGAAGCCUGAGAAUUUGUCCUGCAUGGCUGUCCAGUCUGACCGACAGAUUUCCUCUAAUGUGACGUGCACAUGGCAGCCUGGGAAAAUGGACGAGACGAUAAGCACAACAUUCACCUUGUUUGGAAGUGUAAUUGCCAUAAACCAGAACUACAGCACAAAAGCUCAGAGAAGCAGUGGAUGCAUCUACUUCGGUACCUUUCCAAGCUAUAUGGAACUGGAUAUAUGGGUAGACGUGGAAAACAAUUUGGGGAAGGUUCGAUCGGACGUUCUGUUAAUAACUGAUCCUAAUGAAAUGGUGAAAACGAAUCCCCCAUCAGACGUCAAUAUUAUUUCAGAGAAUAACUUUUCCAGGACUCUCUUAGUGAGCUGGAAGCACCCUAUCCAUGAAACUGUUGUCAAACUGAAGUACAACAUCAGGUUUUGCACUGUGGGUGCUGGAGACUGGACUGAGGUACCCCCAAAUGACACUGAAAGUAGCAAGGAGUCUUUCCGUCUCCAAUACCUUAAGCCAGACAUGGAGCACGUAGUGCAGGUCCGCUGUAUGCAUCACACGGGCUACGGCUACUGGAGUGACUGGAGCACUAACACUACCGCCAGGACCCCAGAGGACAAACCUACAAGUAAACCAGACCUAUGGAGAGUGGUCAUUCCCAGUCAAGGCAAAAGUGAGCGGCGAGUGGAAGUGAUAUGUAAGGAUCCAGUGGAGUCCAAUGGAAGGAUACGAGGCUACAACAUCAAGAUCCAAGAUGGAGCCUGGGAGGCUGUGCCGGUCAAUGGCUCUGAGCUUAACUCCAGGUCGCAGGAGAGGAAAAUUAUCCCCCUUUACCAGAUUCCACUGUCUGACAAGAGAAGAGGCUCCAUUGAAUUGAAGGCCUGGAAUUCUGUUGGCGAGUCUCCCCGAGCUUCUUUGGGCAUUCCUAAAUUGGCCCACGAGCCCCCUCCAGUGGCAUCGCUCAGUUGUUUUACCCAGGACAGGAGGCUGUGGGUGGAGUGGCAGCCGCCCAAUGGGGAGACGACAGGGGUGACUGAGUAUGUCCUGGAGUGGGUUUCGGUCAGCGAUGGCGUGAUUGACUGGCAGAGAGAACCUAGACACAACAGGAAGGCACCCAUUAAAGGUAACCUUCAGAGAUUCAAGCUCUACAAUAUAUCUGUGUAUCCCAUGUACUCUGGGUGGACUGGGAAACCAUUAACCACUGCAUCCUUUCUGGAACAAGGAGCUCCACUGGAGGGUCCCUCUGUGAAAGUGAGGAGGACAGGGAAGAGCAACGCCGAGGUGGAAUGGACGGAGAUUCCACUGGACAAACAGCGAGGCUUCAUCACAAACUACACAAUAUUCUACAUCACGGGAGACAAGGAACACUCAAUAGUUGUCUCCCCGGACACCUACUCUUACACAGUGGAGGGCCUGGCCAGCAACAGUAAGCAGGUGGUGCGGAUCAUGGCCUCUACAGUACAAGGCUCUACAAAUGGAUCGGACCUGUCAUUCAAUACUCUGAUGUAUGCUCCCGGGCAGAUGGAAGCCACCGUGGUGGCUGUGUGCUUCGGCUUCCUGUUUGUCAUAGUGCUAACUGUGUCCCUCUGCAUGUACAAAAUUGACUUGAUAACAAAGAUCUGGCCACCGGUUCCAGAUCCGUCCAACAGCACUAUCGCUAACUGGUCGCCUGAUUUCCCCUCCAAAGCUGUCAGUCCCAAGGAGAGUGUGCUGGGCGACGUGAGUGUGGAGGAGGUGGACGUAUUCGACAGGAAGUCGCUGUGCGAAGAGGAUAAGGCGGGCCUGCCUCUCAAGAAGGACAAGUACCUGUCGGAGGAGCACAGCAGCGGAAUUGGCGGCUCCUCGUGCAUGUCGACACCACGCCAGAGUGUCUCGGACAGCGAGGAAGGAGGUGACUCGGGCCAGACCACGACCAGCACCGUCCAGUACUCGUCGGUGGUGGCAUCCAACGGCUACAAGGGCCAGUCCCCCUGCACUCUCCCCCAGUCCCCCUGCACUCUCCCCCAGUCCCCCUGCGCUCUGCUCCAGACCCCCCAGUGCGGCUCCUCACAGUCCCAGACGCCCAGUUUCGCCCGCUCCGAGUCCACCCAACCCCUGCUGGACAGCGAGGAGAGCCAGGAGGGUAGUGGGCAGUCCCACCAGCGGAACCCCUACUUCAGUCGUUCACCUGCGGCUAGCGAAAGCAGAGACCCGGGGGACAGGAACCAGCUGGAGAUGGAGGAGCAGGGGUUGGCUUCGCUCCGGUUCUGCCCUCUGGAGGAGGGGUCACAGCAGACCACGCCCACAGAUGAGGGACAGUCCCCUGACGGACAGCCAGGCCCCGGUCCUAGCUACAUGCCUCAGCUGAAGGGCCACAAGCAACAGUGUUAGGAGAGGAGAACAAAUGGUGACUUUAGUUCGAAGUCAUCUCACUUUAUUCAUUUAUCCCUCCUUUGUGCCUUGGUUCAUUUCAGACAUUCAUUUAUCCCUCCUUUGUGCCUUGGUUCAUUUCAGACAUUCAUUUAUCCCUCCUUUGUGCCUUGGUUCAUUUCAGACAUUCAUUUAUCCCUCCUUUGUGCCUUGGUUCAUUUCAGACAUUCAUUUCAAGCUUUCAAAUGAUGGAUUACGGUCGGCAUAUUAUUUUUGCACCCAUCAUGAACUUCCUACAAACAUCCUAACUUGCCUCGUUAAAUCUCUUUUUAAGUGGAUGACAGUUUGGCUCCAAGCCUUCAGCUUGUAUGUGGAGUUUUUGUUUUAACAUUCUAAGAAGCAAAUAGACCACUUUUUCAUGUUAUCAUCAUAGUGUAAUUCAUGUGAUUCUGAUUGAGACGUUAUAUCCUAUAGUUAAGACUAGACGGGCAGUGUAUAACGUCUUUUCUCUUAGCAACCACCAUCUCAAUCAGUUCACAUGACAGACAGGAGUUUAUAGACACAGGUCAGGCAUUACUAAUCAAUGAUGAACAUCUGAUUGUCAUCAUUACAACACAUAUAUGCUUUACAUGAAUGUAAUCAACAGAUCUCGUCGGUCUCAAACAGCAAUGUCCCAGAGGUGCUAGGGACCAAACUGUAGAAAACAGGGAGGAGCUACAUGGACCUGUCCAAUAAGAAAUGCUCAUUUUCGCUAGUCGGCCCUAAUGACUGUUCCCAGGAUGAUAGUGUUCCAGUCUGGCAUUUUUUUCCUUCAUACUAACUAGGACGAUGUCUAUGGACUGAAGUAAUGCCUCACAAUGAAAAGUUAACUCAAUUUAAAAGCCUCUUCAGUAGCUAGUGAGCUUUGUACUGUUUAUCAUUUGUUGUGUUAGCCUCACCUGUCGUCUGAAGAGCAUAGUCUAGAAGUGGGUGCUAAUCUCUACAAACUGGCCAAGUUGAAUUUUAUAGUGCAUUUGGAAAGUACUCGGACCCCUUUUACUUUUUCAACAUUUUGCUAUGAGACUCAAAUUGAGCUCCGGUGCAUCCGGUUUCCAUUGAUCAUCCUUGAGAUGUAGAAACAACUUGAUUGGAGUCCACCUGUGGUAAAUUCAAUUGAUUGGACAUCAUUUGGAAAGGCACAAACCUGUCUAUGUAAUGUCCCAAAACAAAAUGUGGGAAAAGUCCAGGGGUCUGAAUUCUUUCCGAAUGCAGUGUAGAAUAGAAAGAGGACUUAAAGGAAGCCAACAUGUGACACUAACCAAUACAACAGGACCCCUUGAAAUAUGCUACACUAGUCAGUAUAUGACUGGUGACAUGGUGUCAUUUCAGGUAGGGAAUCGGUAGAAAAACUGUUUGAAAAAUGUAUAUUUGCCUUUUUACAAUGCCUUAUGAAUUUUUAUUCAAAGUCUGCUUGACAUGCCGUUAUGAAUUCUGCUCCAAGUCAUCUUUAGACUUGAUCUGUUGCCAAAGACCUUAAUACCCUGGGAAUUACACAAUGUUUCAUGUUCAAAAUUCUAUGAAUUACUACAUUUAAAAAAAUAUAUAUUGUAUUUUAAAUUGAUCCGUUAAUAAGGACAUUGUGACUUGUGGUUAAAUUUAACUAUAAGUAAAGCAGUGCUAUGCAAGUUCCCUGCCCAUCUGGUUCCAGGUCAGAUUUACAGAGUUUACUGGUACAGUAUUAUAUGUACUGAAAAGGAAGAUUUGUGUAUUAUUUCUUACAGGUAUAUCUUUUUUCUAUAUGAAUUUUUGUGUUGUCAUGAAAAGAGUUUUAAGAUGUUUUGUUUGGAAUGUACAGAUCUCAACUGGACCUCCAAAUUAGUUUCUACAUCCAGGAGUUUGCUCAGAGAAAUUAAUGUACAUUUACCGACAUUUGAAUGUUGUUACUUAUGAAAACAAGUAUUCUGACAUCCCUCAGUUAACACUACGGUUUCCAUGUAUACAGAAAACAGCCUCGUGUUUCACUGCAUGCCACCACAACAUGCACCCUUUUCGGAGCAGUUUUAAGUAUGAAAUAAACUAGUUUAAAUGCCA